AUGCCUCCGCCGCAGGGCUUCGGUUCCAGCCCAGGCUCCAACCCGGGUUCUGGUUCCGGCUCUGGCUCUGGCUCUGGCUCUGCUUCCGGCUCUGGCUGCGGCCUUGAGCCCUCCCAGCCGACGGCAUUUGACAUGCAGCAGUUUGCGAGACGGGAAUCGAUGCUGGCCAUGGCCGUGAAUCUCCCAGCGACGCUGUCUUCAUCGCCGGCAUCUUCAGCGCCUUCAGCUCCCUCAGCAGCAGGCCCGGCAGCCACUGUCACUACGCCGCUGCAACACCGCCUGCCGCCGCCGCGCCGACGUCCAGCUCCAUCGUCGUCUUCGCUUCAGCUUCAACUCCCUGCUUCCUCCUCUGCUUCCUCUACCCUGGCUUUCUUUUCUGAUACUGGUUCUGCUGCUGCUUCCACGUCCACUGCCGCCUUUGCUUCAACUGCUUCUCAGGCCUCGGCUUCAGCCUCAGCCGCCUCUAAUACUACUGCUGCUGCUGCUGCUGCUGCUGCUGCUACCACUACCACCACUACUUAUACUAGCAUUCCACCUACCACGCCAGCUCGAGGACAACCUCGUCUGCCGUCGUUUGCUGUUGUUACUGCCGCGGCCGCUGCUGCUGCGGCUGCUGCUGCCGCCGCUGAUUCAUCUUCUGCUUCUUCACCUCCUCGGCCGCCUCUUUCGCCGCUUGAUUCAUCGCCAUCGUCUGUCUCAACCUCGUCUUCCUCCUACACAGCCUCCCACCCAGUUCUGCCGCCGCUGCCCAUCAACCUGCCGCAGGAGAGCUCUCCAACAUACUUGCCCUGGACCUCGAUACACCACCAUUUCCCCGGACUUGACCCUCUUGUGUCGCUUUCAGCUCCUCUCAACAACAACAUCAAUAGCAUCAAUAGCAGCAGCGAGAACAGCAACAGCGGCAACAUCGGCGCCGACGCCGACGUCAGCGACAUCCCCGCCCACUUCAGCACGCCCUCCUUCAACCACUUCCCUGCGGCCUUGGUUGGAUCGCAGCCCUUGUCCUUCUGGCCCGCCUAUGAAAACCCCAUCAACCUGCCAACGGCCUGGAACGAGUCUGCUCACGCCCUCGGCCACCUCGACGUUUCCACAGCCCUUGGCCAGGCUGUGAUGGUCCUUCCACUAUCACCUGCUCUCCAGUCAUCGCGGCCGCCUGUUCCCCAGACCCAGUCAGAUGAGGCCUACUUGCUGCAGGACUUUGACAUCCACUCUGACAUCGACGCCGAUUUUGCGGACCGUCUGCGCGCUGAAAACCUGCGCGCUCGGGCUCGAGCUCUGUCGUCGACUUUGGCUACAUUUUCGGCCACGUCGGCUUCUGCUACUGCUGCCACUGCUGCUGCUGCUGCUGCUGCUGCUGCUGCCACUUCCACUGCCCAGCGGCCUACGGCGCCCCGCCAGCGCCACCACCGCGCUACUCACAACCUGGCGUCGCCACCGGCCCUGCUCGACGGCUUCGCUCUCCCUCGAACCAUCCCCGGAGCCUUCAACGGCAUCUUCGACGAACCUGAGGAUAUUCCCAAUUUUCCUUUUCCACCCCCCCUCGCCAGCACGACGCAUCCGACCCUCUCUUCGCCAUCCGCCACCAUGCCUCCAGCAUCCACGGCGCGGCGACGAUCGCGGAGACAGACCAUCACGUCCGAAACUCACCAUGACCCGACCUCGACUUCGCCUUCAAUAGGCGCCGCGCGCGCCAGCAAGCGCCAGAGGGUCGUGCCGUCUGGUGCCGACGCGAACGAGCAAGUCAUAGAUGACGAUGACGACUCCUUGUUUGGCGACUCCAAAUCUCUGCAGGGCGAGGAUUAUACGACGAUUGACCUCACUGAGGCCACCGACGUUCCCGAAGAGCUUAAAAAGCCCAAAGUGGAUAAUAGAGUCAAGCUCUCCGGUUUCCAAUGCGUCAUAUGCAUGGACGAUGUAACGGGAUUGACGCUCACGCAUUGUGGCCACCUAUUCUGCGCGCAGUGCCUCCAUUCCUCGCUCAACAUUGAAUCAACAAGAGGCAAAUGCCCCAUGUGUCGAGCUAAGAUCGACAUGAAGGCCCGCGAUACUUACACCACGAAGACGAAAGGGUAUUGGCCGCUCGAGUUGAAACUGAUGACGAGAACGCGCCAGGGCAAGCGAAAAGCUCAGGCCAUGACUUAA
Messenger RNA from Trichoderma asperellum CBS 433.97, 2142 nucleotides. RefSeq lists its product as uncharacterized. NCBI's taxonomy places the organism in Eukaryota, Fungi, Ascomycota, Sordariomycetes, Hypocreales, Hypocreaceae. Gene Ontology annotation, molecular function: SUMO-ubiquitin ligase activity. The record is from RefSeq and is a predicted model, not a curated record.